This is a messenger RNA of Dacryopinax primogenitus, 492 nucleotides long. RefSeq lists its product as uncharacterized. The transcript has a single exon. Bases 1 to 492 code for a protein of 163 amino acids. Lineage: Eukaryota; Fungi; Basidiomycota; Dacrymycetes; Dacrymycetales; Dacrymycetaceae. The record is from RefSeq and is a predicted model, not a curated record.
AUGUUGUUCUAUCAACCCUUCCUCCUUGCCGCACUGGUCGCAACCACGUUCGCAGCACCCCUGCAUUCAACCCGCUCUCUGAAUGAUGAUUCCACCCGGUCCGAAUUAACGGAACGGGCUGUCGUCACAUCCGAAACAGCAUCAAACAGCCUCAAUGGCAACAUUCCCCGGUAUUCCGUCCCUCGCGACUUGGCUGAAGAAGACGAACUGGCCCUGUUCGAUGCACGGGAUUUCACUGAUGAGGACGCCAUUGAAUGGAAUGUCGCUGCCCGUGACGUUGAUGUCGAGGAGCAUGAGCUUGUCGAGCGGAGCAAGGGGGUGGGACAUGCCCUCGGUCUUCGCUCCCUCGAUGAAGAGGAGGGUGAGGGUUGGACAAUCGCAGCCCGCGACCUGAACUUCGCCGACGAAGACGAGGAACUGGCCGAGCGGAGCAGGGUCAGAGAAAGAAUCAAACAUUUCUUCCAGAAAGUCGGGCACGUCAUUGGUCUGUAG